AUGAGAUUGCCGGCACUUGUUGGUGCCUUCGCCGGCAGCGCCACACUGCUUCUGCCACUUGGGCUAUCCGUGCUGCGGGCUGCGGGCCGAGGGCGCUUCGACGUCGAAGAGGCGAGGCCGGCGGUGCCCUCGACGCCCCAAACGACCACGAGGCCGAGGCCCUCGACGAGGCCCUCGACCACGAGGCCGGCAGAGCGCAAGUGGCCGCUCCUUUCGAGGCCGCUCUUUCCUGUCUUGAAAGCCUUCGACGGCUCUGUCAUCAACAGGAGAGACUACCGAAGAGACUUCGGCCAAAUCAGCCGCAAAAACAAAGCAAUCUUCGUGCAUGUGCCGAAGACUGGUGGGAGCACGAUCGAGGACUCCGGUCUGUUCGAAGAUGCCCAGCCAUUUCACAACACCAAGGGCCACAGCGACGCGGAAAUGCUGAGAGGACUCGCUCCCGGCUUUCGGAGCUUCACCAUGGUGCGACACCCCUGCGAGCGAUUCGUGUCUGCGUGGACAUAUAUUCACACGACAGAUGCACCGCAGCCGGAGCGGAAAUGGUACCGGAAGCACAUGGGGCACGGCAACCUCACCACCUACGUUGCCUCGAAAUUUUUCGGCAGUAGCACCUUCUUCGGGUUUUUGCAUUUCAUGCCGCAGCACCACUUUGUCUUCUUUCCCAACCAGACGUUUGGAGUGGAUCUCCUUCUGUGUCAAGACAGCUGGACGAGAAGUAUCGAGAGGUUGCGCGAGUACUUGAAGCCCGUAGUGGUCCCUGCAGAUAUCGCGGGGCAGCACGCGCUCAAGACGAGACAUUCUAAAUGCACUGACCUACCAAAUGAGACACGUCAGAGGAUCGAGAAAGCCUAUGCGCUGGACAUGUGUGUCUUUUAUCCAACUGACGCUCCAACGGCCUGCAGUGGUUUGUCUGCGCAGGAGCUUACUGAACGCUACAGGAACUGCACGUUACGGGGGUUCAAAAGCUUGCUGCGUGUGCACCGACAGCGCUGCGACUUAGCGGACUUAGCGGCAAGCCGGAACAGCCACGACAAGUCAAGUCUGCAGGUGCGUGACGCAGCUGCAGAGGUAUGCUGGAUGUACUUCGUGAGAUAUGCUGAGAGUCGGCGCUUGAUGAAGCUGUAUCGUAGCUGGGCGGACGUCCACUGGCUCCGCUCGCGGCUGACUGCGGCAUGGCAGGCCUGGCUCCAGUGGUUCCGCAAACGCGGGAAGGUGCUGCCCAUGCACAGCGCUCCACAGCUGCUGGCGGCCUGGCGCUGGCUUCGGAUCCAUGCAGCCUGCGGUCACAAGCCGUGCCACACGCUGCAACUUCCAGAUGCCGCUGCGGCUUCCCCUUGGCAGCCCGUGGCCGCCGAGCUUCUCUUCGGCCCGGCCCCCUUCGACGUCCACCCGCACCACAUGCGGGCCAUGCAGCAAAGCUUGCUGAUCCUGUUUCGAAGCGCAUUGCUGAAGAAGAUCUUCGGUUCUUGGCUGACAGAGGCUGCGAAGACCGCUGGCUUCUCUCGUCGUGCCUUGGAGCGCCAUCGCUGCGGCUGGCUCCACGCUUGGAAGGCCCAGGCUUCUGUCGGCCGUCAGCUGCGCGACCGUCAGCAAAGUUUGGUCGCGAAGAGAGUGGGGCGCUCGCGAUCGCUUGCCCUGCAAAGCUGGAAAACGAGGUCGCAGCAGAGAGUGCAGCAGCGACGGCGGGUCUGCGACUUCCAUGUGGCGAUCUGGCGGCGGACUGGCCGGAGGUUCCUCACGGCCUGGCAUCUGCUGCAAAGGGACGAGGCCUUCGCUCGCAGGGCAGCGCAGCGGAGGCUGCGCUGCAAGUUCCAGGCCUGGGUGGCCCAGUGGCAGAACAACCGACAGGAGGCGGCGCUGCUUCGGCUGUCGGCGCUGUGCCUGCGAAGGCGCAGUCUCCAGGGCGGCUUGCAUGCCCUUCGCCUGCAGGUCCAAAGACAAGCGAGGCGGCGAGCGCAUCACAAGGUCCGCGACCAGGCCGCGGCGGCUCGCCGGCAGCUCUUGGAGGCUUCUUGGGCGGCGUUGGUGAAGCAUGCGGAGCAGCAGCGGCUCAGAAAGCUGUAUCAAAGUUGGGCGGAUGUGCACCGCCUUCGUGCGAUGCUGGCAACUGCGUGGCAGGCUGCUGGCGUGGCUCAGCUGGUUCCGCAAGCGCGGCAAGGUGGUGCCCAUGCACAGCGCCCCGCAGCUGCUGGCGGCCUGGCGCUGGCUCCGAGUCCACGCCGCCUGCUCUGCCCAUGGGCAGAGGGUGUGCAGGCCCUGACGGGCCGCCCUCGGGACGCUCUUGCGGGCCAGGGUGUGCGAUGA
Messenger RNA from Symbiodinium sp. CCMP2456, 2304 nucleotides. NCBI's taxonomy places the organism in Eukaryota, Dinophyceae, Suessiales, Symbiodiniaceae. The record is from the annotation of a GenBank genome assembly.